Molecule: messenger RNA, 2250 nt
Organism: Vanessa tameamea
Lineage: Eukaryota; Metazoa; Arthropoda; Insecta; Lepidoptera; Nymphalidae
Product: carboxylesterase 1C-like
Exons: 11
Coding region: 393-2234 (613 amino acids)
Source: RefSeq, a predicted model, not a curated record
ACACUUUAAUUGGUCGGUCAUAUUCGAAAAGUAUGAUAUAAUUUAAUAUAAAACAGAUUUUAAACAAAUACACUUGGGGUAAAAUUUGCUUGUGAAACAUAUGUCUACCUGCAUACUUCCGUUCACAACAGCGAUGAUGGUUAUCUAAUUGCGUUGCCCACUGGGAUUUGUGUUGUUUUAAAACAUUGUUGUUCGCUUUAUAUUGCUUCCGUCACGGACUAACGCAUAAUCAUUGUCUGAUCUAUUUUUAUUGUAAUGUCCAACCAUACACAAUGGAUAGUCAUCAGUUUCACCUUUUGCAUGCUUUGAACGUCAACGUGUCGCUAUGGCAUGUGCUCAUAUCAUCGUAAAAUUACUUAAAAUUAAGUAUUAUCCAUCAUAAGUCAAACGUUAUGGAUUUAAUAUAUAUUUUGUGUCUUUCUUUACUUUCGUGUUCUGUCGUUGGUCAAGAUCCAGUUGUAAAUUUAUCCCAAGGUCGUGUUGUUGGGAUCAAAGUUUUUACUGAAAAUUCACUAAAACCUAUUGAAGUGUUCUUUGGGAUACCAUAUGCAGCUCCACCAAUUGGGAGAUUAAGAUUUUCGCCUCCUGAACGACAUUUAGGUUGGAGAAGGACUUUAUUUGCUCAUCGUUUACCACCGCGAUGUCCUCAUUUAGGGAAUGAAAGUGAUAUCAGUGAAGACUGUUUAUAUCUUAAUAUAUGGACUCCGCGGAGAGUGGAUGUAAGUUUGCAACCAGUUAUUAUUAUUCUGUAUAGUGAUUCUUGGCUCAAAAAUGGCGUUAAUUUACCAUGUCAAGAGUUAGCAGCGGAAGGCUUCGUGGUCGUAACUGUAGCUUACAGGCUCCAUAUUCUAGCAUUUUUCACACUAAAAUCGAUUGGAGCACGCGGAAAUCUUGCCUUACUAGAUCAAUAUAUGGCUUUAAUAUGGGUUCGAGAAAAUAUAGCGGCAUUUGGAGGAGAUCCAAAUUCCAUCACGCUAGCAGGCCACUCCGCUGGAGCAGACAGUGUUCUUCUUCAUAUGGUAUCACCUCGGUCUAAAGGUUUAUUUCACCGGGCCAUCAUUAUGUCACCACAAAAUAUUUGGAAAGCGAUUGAAAAAGAUAACGAUAAUAAUAAUUUCGAUAUCGUAAAAUUAUCGAGAGGCGUCGCACAAUCUUUAGGCUGUUUGAGUGGAAUAGAAAGUGAAAUUCUUCAAUGUUUAAAAAUUCAAUCUUUAAAGGAUAUAAUGUCUCAAUAUUCGAACAAUUGGACAGAUAUUAUUCAACCAAUUCCUGAUAAUUUCUUACCAGAAACGGAACAAUAUUUACCAACAACGCUUUCAGCAGCGUUAGCCUCGGCAAAAUCACCGACUAUUCCUGUUGAUGUAAUUAUAGGAACUACUGAUCUGGAAACAAUUAAUUAUGAUAACAAUUACGAAGAAAUUAUAAAUCUUGGUGGAGAUCAUUUGUACAAUCAAAGUAUAUCAACAGUUAUUCCAAAAUUAUUGCGUUUGCUAUCGUUGGACCGACCGGAAACGUCGAUACUUUUACCACAAAUAAUUCAAUGGGAAUUUUUGGGUGCUAAUAUACGAAAAGAAAAUGAAAAACAAACGUUAAAAAUAAUAGAAGCCAUUGCGAGAAUGGAGACAUCAGCUAAAUGGGAAGCUGGAUGUGCUCUUCUGGCAGCGAGGCUCGCCCGUCGAAUUUCACAUUUAUAUGUUUAUCAUUAUUCACAACCAUUCGGGACGGAUUUAAAAGGCCAACGAUUUAAUUUUACAGGCGCAACACACGGCGCUGAACUGUUUGCAGUCUUAGGAGAUGCUCUAAUGCUCCAAAUAGCGCGUCGACCGUCAUCACAAAAUGAAAAAGAAAUAUUUAACAAAUUUCGAAAAUACAUUAAAAACUUCGUUACAUAUGGAUCACCAAGUACUCAAAAGGAAUGGCCAAGAUAUAUGGUGGGAGACUCGUAUAUACACGAAGUGUGUAAUGCUGAUUUCACUGAUUACAAUCAAUACAAGCUCAUAAGGAGGAUAUCUUUUUGGCUUCAGUAUUUACCACGUUUAUCAAAUAAACUCACAUUAAAUGAACAAGCCGAAAAAAUAACUAUUAGCAACGAUGGCAAUCGGCUCCGCGGUGGCGUUAUAGCCUUGUGCGGUAUUUCAGUCAUGUUUUUAUUGCUGUUGGGUGUUAGCGUUGUUAUAUUGUAUAAAUGGCGAACUCGACGGCCCUUGGACAUUGAUUCUCAAGUAGCAAACUAAUGAUUAUUUUCAAGUG